CUGGUAUGCCCAGCAGUAACACUCAUCCAUCAUUCACAGUAUAACUUCACUCUUCCCCUCCCCAUCUGUCAUCUUUUCUCUUCUCCCCUCCUAUUUAUCUUGCUUGUCCCCUUCCUCCUCUCUCUCCUCAUUCUCCAUCCUUUGAUUCCCUCCCCCCCCGAAUCCACUAUGACAGCCAGUAUACCACAGCUGGAUGCAUCUCCCAAGCCCGCAGAAGCGGCGACGACUGUCGUCCAGUCGCCCACUUCCACUUCUCGCUACAGUAAGCACAUUGUGUUGACUACCUACCCCGGCCAAAGCGGGAUUGACCCCGUUCCUCUCGAAUGGGGUGCCCCUGACGCCAAAUCCCGCGGUCCGGUCGUCGUCUCUCGUAGCCCCAACCUUCUCAAACGCCGAAACGCCAUGGGCGCUCACGGUGGCAGCUACAGCAUCUACAACGCCCUUGCGAUCGCCGCUGGAGAUCUGGACCCGAACUUCCGCCCGGAUCUCCGCAACAGUGAGCCCACCUUCAAAUUCCCCUGGCAACCCGCCUGGGCCGACAAGACCAAGAUCGUGUCCAUGGACCCCUACGGCCACGACAUCGUCAACCAAUACCGGGACGAGCUCGAGGCCGGUUGGGACAUUCGUCCUACAAUGGCCGUCACACGCGCGAACAUGAAAUUGGCAGAGAUCGGCGAGGCCGUGCGCGAGGGCAAACUCGAUGUAGACGGAUCGAUCGUGGUGGAUUCUGGCGGUGACGUCCGCGUCACAAAGGUCGCCGUGGAGCCCGUCUGGUAUCUGCCGGGAGUCGCGGAGCGGUUCGGCGUGGAUGAGGGGACGCUCCGCCGCACUCUAUUCGAGCACACAGGUGGCAGUUACCCCGAGCUGAUCACCCGACCAGACUUGAAAAUCUUCCUGCCUCCGAUUGGUGGGUUGACGGUUUACAUCUUUGGACCUCCGGAAAGAGUUUCAGAUGAAAACGUCCGCCUGGCGCUGAGAAUCCACGACGAGUGCAAUGGCAGUGAUGUCUUCCAGUCGGAUAUCUGUACGUGUCGACCGUACUUGGCGUUCGGUAUUGCGGAGGCUAUUCGGGAGGCGCAGAACGGCGGCAGUGGUGUCGUGAUCUAUUUCCGCAAGGAGGGACGUGCUCUGGGUGAAGUUAUUAAAUACUUGGUGUACAAUGCUCGAAAGCGCGGUGGUGAUACUGCUGAUAAGUACUUCACUCGGACGGAGAACAUCGCGGGUGUCCGAGAUAUGCGCUUCCAAGCUCUCAUGCCUGACAUUCUGCACUGGCUGGGCAUCAAAAAGAUCGACCGGAUGCUGUCCAUGUCCAACAUGAAGCAUGACGCUAUCGUGGAUUCUGGAAUCAAGAUCCUCGAGCGUGUGCCUAUCCCAGAGGAUAUGAUCCCCACCGACUCUCGCGUGGAGAUCGAUGCCAAGAUCAAUGCCGGCUAUUUCACCACGGGCAAGCAGUACACGAUGGAGGAGCUAGCCGCCGUGAAGGGACGAGGUUGGGAAAAGUGGGAGGAUGUCACACACUGAUCCAUAUUCCGCAUCACAUGAAGCAGAUCAUUUCAUCCGGCGUUCAUCAUGUCCACUUGUCCAUUUUCUCGAUCCCCGUGUCAUACCAUAAUUACAUAGCAAUACUCUUACGAAGAUUGAGACUAAGACAAAUACAAGGCUGUUCGAAAGCG
Messenger RNA from Aspergillus saccharolyticus JOP 1030-1, 1673 nucleotides. Its product is annotated as putative GTP cyclohydrolase II. The transcript is spliced from 4 exons. Gene Ontology annotation, molecular function: GTP cyclohydrolase II activity. Gene Ontology annotation, biological process: riboflavin biosynthetic process. Bases 169 to 1521 code for a protein of 450 amino acids. NCBI's taxonomy places the organism in Eukaryota, Fungi, Ascomycota, Eurotiomycetes, Eurotiales, Aspergillaceae. The record is from RefSeq and is a predicted model, not a curated record.